Molecule: messenger RNA, 6687 nt
Organism: Micropterus dolomieu (smallmouth bass)
Lineage: Eukaryota; Metazoa; Chordata; Actinopteri; Centrarchiformes; Centrarchidae
Gene: lrp3
Product: low density lipoprotein receptor-related protein 3
Exons: 8
Coding region: 665-3172 (835 amino acids)
Cellular component (GO): plasma membrane
Molecular function (GO): protein binding
Source: RefSeq, a predicted model, not a curated record
UUCUCUUAUUAAAGGUGAUACACUGACGUUAUUUCCUCCCUCUAGAAACAGUUCCCGUGGCGUGGCUGGUGUGAAAACGCAGACAUUUCACGUAAAAGUACUUUGGCGGAGACAUCUGCAGUACACUCUUCUGACCACAUGGGGCGGCAGUGAAACGGCCUACUGAGCCAAGAAUCCGUCAGGCUACAAUGGAGGGACUGGGUGAAGAAAAUCACGAAGAGACCGUAUAUUGGAUCUACUCUUCAUUUCAGCAAGCAAACGCAGUUUAUGGUGUCACCUAUACUUCAGGACGGUGUCUACAGAUUAUAUCCACCUGUCUGUUACAUUCAAUUCGGGAGUGAAGAGGGAAGAAGACCUAAAAACAAGGAAUAGUAUGGACCACUUUGUCCUGUUAGAUGCGGCAAGCCGAACACAGACUGGAUCACAGUUAGAGCGGAAGUUAGACGACAAUGACCGGACAUCGUGUGAAUAUCUGGGGAGAACUUGACCCUAGUGUCUUGGCUCGCUGCAAAGGACACAAUGCUUUUCCUCAGCGGUGACGUUUUGGCUUGCACCGUGUAUGGUCUGAGCUGAAAACAGAUGUGGACGCCUUGCUGGGGGACACACAUGUCGAGCAAACCGCGGAAGUCGUGUCCGAGAUAAUAGCAGAAGUCCCCGCCGGACCAUGGGACUGACGGAGCUGCUUCUCGGACUGCUGUGGCUCCGCUCCGCUCUGCUCUGCGCAGCAGGCUGCAGUGAGCGAGUGGAGGUCCAUACAGAGAGGAGGGGUGUGAUCUACAGUCCCUCCUGGCCUUUAAACUACCCCCCUGGGGUUAACUGUAGCUGGCACAUUCAGGGAGGUCAGGGAGAGGUCAUUACCAUCAGUUUCCGUAACUUCGACGUGGCGGAGUCAGGAAGUUGUUCGAGAGACUGGCUUCUGCUGACUCCGACGUGGAGCGGGGAACCAAGGCUGUGUGGCUCCAUGCUGCCUCCUCCCUUCAUCUCCACCAGGGGGCGUGUUUGGCUGUACUUCCACUCUCAGGCCAACAGCUCCGGGCAGGCGCAGGGCUUCCGCCUCUCCUACAUCAGAGGUCACCUGGGUCAGAGCAGCUGUCAGUCUGAUGAAUUCCUGUGUGGGAAUGGGAAGUGUCUUCCCCACUCCUGGAAGUGCAACGGUCAGGAUGAAUGUGGGGAUGCCACAGACGAACGCGGCUGCUCCCCCCCUCCCACCGAGGCCCGGCCUGGCCUCUGCCCCUUCGGCUCCCUCCCGUGUUCUGAGUCCCACUCUACCCGCUGUCUGCCUGCCGCCCUCCGCUGCAACGGAGCCCGUGACUGCCCCGAUGGCACAGAUGAGCUGGGUUGCCCCGACACUACCUGUGGGAAACGUCUGGGGAACUUCUACGGCUCCUUUGCUUCCCCAGAUUUUUUCCGGGCUAACAGGAGUGCCGGGGCGGAGCUGAGGUGUUCCUGGUUGCUGGACACACAGGACCCCAAGCCUAUCGUGCUGCAGCUGGACCUGCAGCUGGGGCCCGGAGACUCGCUGCACGUCUACGAUGGCCUGCUGCAGCGGGCAGAGCACCUCUUACAGGUGUUUUCACAUCAUAACAACAGGCGCCCCGCACUGCUGGAGUCGAGUCGGGGACAGAUGAGUGUUUUGUACGUGGCGCAGCCUCACAGCCCUGGACAUGGCUUCAAUGCCACAUACCAGGUAAAAGGUUACUGUUUUCCCGGCGAGCGUCCCUGUGGCAGUGAUCAGGGCUGCUACUCUGAACGCCAACGCUGCGACGGCUACUGGCACUGCCCGUCUGGCCGCGACGAAGAGGCCUGCCCGACGUGCCCAGACGGGGAGUUCCCUUGCGAGGGUGGCACCGCUGUGUGCUACACAGCCUCUGAGCGCUGCAACAACCAAAAGAGGUGCCCGGAUGGGUCGGACGAGAAGAACUGCUAUGACUGCCAACCUGGAAACUUCCACUGUGGGACUAACCUGUGCAUAUUUGAGACGUGGCGGUGUGACGGCCAGGAGGACUGCUUAGACGGGAGCGAUGAGAGGGACUGCCUGGCAGCGGUGCCCAGGAAAGUGAUCACUGCCGCCCUGAUCGGCAGCCUGGUCUGCAGUCUCCUGCUAGUCAUUGCCCUCGGCUGUGCCCUCAAACUCCAUUCCCUCAGGAGCCGAGAGUACAGAGCUUUUGAGACUCAGAUGACUCGCAUGGAAGCCGAGUUUAUUCAGAGAGAGGCACCCCCUUCGUAUAGUCAGUUAAUCGCCCAGGGUCUCAUCCCUCCAGUGGAGGAUUUCCCCGUGUACAACCCCACCCAGGCCUCCGUGUUACAGAACCUGCGGUUGGCGAUGCGCAGACAGAUCAGACGCCACUCGACGCGACGCUCCACCUCCUCCUCCUCUCGUCGGCGACUUGGGCAUCUGUGGAGUCGCCUGUUGCACAGUGUAGGGCGAACCAGAGGCCACGCCCCCUUGCUCGAACCCCCUGGGCCCACGCAGAUCACACUGGGGCUCCACAGCUAUCGAACUGUGGGUGUGCAGGGGCCCCGGGGAAGGGACAGGUCCGGGGCUGGGCUCUGGGAUGAGGGUGAUGCAGCGGGUAUGCCCGGCUCCUGCUGCUCAGCCAGUGUGGACCUGCAGCCCUGCACGCCGGAGAGCCCUGCGUCACCACUCUCCUUGCAGUCAGUGGAUAGUCCAGAGGAGGAGGAACUGUCACCUGUCUGCAGGGAAAGCAGUAGGGCUCCACAGUCUGAGCCCCCCACCCCUGUUCAGAGUGACUCUUCAGCACAUAGCGGAUCCCCUCCCACUCCCCAGGAAGCCUCUGUGCUCCCGUGCCACUCUCGAGCAUCUAGGAAACUAGUGCUGGAGCUCGCUGUUAACCUAAAGGGUGUUUCUUUGAGACGUUACUCCCCCAUGGGACCCUUAUCCCCUAUCUCACCCACUGUGUUUCCCAGCAGCUCCCAGACAUCCACAGCCUACCCUCACUCCCAGGGGAUGCAGGUGACGUCACCUUCUGAGCCCUCGUCUUCGUCUGGGAAAGGAGGGGGCAGCGACAGCCACUUUACUGUGGAAAUGCCAAGCAGGGAAAUAAGAAGCAGGGAUGAGAGGAGGAGGGAGGGCAAGAGCAGACUCUACAGGUUGAGCCGGACCUUCAGUGAUGAGGGAGGAGAUUCAGGGAGGGAGACCACGCCAUGCUGAGGAGUUUAGAAAUAUACUCUCCUUCCCCUCAUUGUUGAGACCUGGUGUCAGCAAUAUCUGCUCUGCUAAAGUGUCCUUGAAAUGUGUUGCCACCAGAUCCAGAGGUGAGACCUGUACCUGGUGCAGUAAGAUAUAAUUAGCUCACGUCCAUUCAACACUAUGAUUGCAUACAAAUCUGCAAAUGCACAAAAUUAUGCAUACGUAGUCCACUCCUUAGAUUAAUAGAACCAGCAUUGGAAGUGCUUAUGGUCUGUGUACACUAAAUCUCUUUGCCAAACUGGAGCUUAAUGCUGACUCCCACAGUUAAAUGCAAACAAACACCCCUGUUCAACCUGUUUGGACAUAAGCCCACCAUGAGUCUGUUCCAGGAAAUCACACUCUGUUCUGGCCACCAGUACCAACACAAUAUUGGCAACAUUCUUACAACGCCAAAGCAGCCUUUGUGUCGCUACCCAGAGCCGUUAUGCACCGCUAUUUACUGUGAACCAUGAAAGCCUAAUAAGUGAUCACAUAUGACUUUAUCUGAUUAAUGAUCCUCUACUUUCUCUUAGUCCCACUUUAUUGAAUGAGGUGGUGGUAUUAUUAGUGUAGGACAUUUUCACAAGGUCAUGGUUGGCCGUUGCAUUGAAGGUUAAAGCUGGCGAUAUUUUAUAUUUUUGUUAUUGUCAACAAAUCACAUGAAAAGGGAAUCUCUCGAGACUUUGCCAGCCAGGCUAAAUAAUUACCUAAAACAUUUUUCAAGAAACAUUAUUCAAACUGGAGGUAGCAGUGCGUUUGUUGGAGACAUAUUUCAGAUACCAGGUUACACAGACAACACUUGUUAGUAGGAUUAAUCCAUUGUUGGUUUUGGUAUUUUCAUAGGAUUUGUUGACAAUAACAAACAUAUCCAAUAUCACCAGAUCUACCUUUUUUAUUACCACUUUGAACCACAAAAGGUUGAGAUUUUCAGAGAUACCCUUAUGUGCUUUGUGGCAGAGAAUCAGGUGAGACGAUUGAUACCGCUCGUUUUUCCAUAUAUAAUAUAAAAUUGGAGUAAGCAGCCGCUUAGUUUAGCUUCACAUAAAGACUGGAAAGAGGGUGAAAAAGCUAGCCUGGCUAUGUCUGAAGGUAGCUUGUGAACUUUAAAGGUGCGAGUUGGCAGAUUUUGUUACCUUCAAACACAGCCAGGCCAGCUGUUUCCCCCUGUCUUCAGUCUUUGUGCUACGCUAUGCUAACUGGCUGCUGGCUGCACUCACCUCUUAGCCAAAAGGCAAAAAAGGGCAUUCCCAAAAAUGUCAGUCUUCCUGUAACACUUGUGAGGUGUCACUGAAUGAUUCAGUGGUUCAAUCAUACCAAACCUUUGUCAGUAUUUAUUCAUCAUAAACGGUACUUUUCCAGUGCUACUCUUUGCUAGUGAUACUUUAGUGACUCCUUUUACAAGACAUCAAGCACUUUCUCGUUAUGUUUUGGAAGUUGCAUCAAAGAUGAUUUCGAUAGAUAGAUAGAUAGAUAGAUAGAUAGAUAGAUUUAAAUUCUGAAUUUUUAACUUGAUAUAUCCCGUUUUAAAAAGCCAAACUUGGAUGGAAACCGAGGUAGUGAAUCCAAGUAUAUUGUCUGUAACUCUGCCCAGACUCUUGUCCUCCUCAGCUCAAACCCAAACUGUCCUCUCAAGGAAGCCUUUCCUCACUUGAAUGAACUCGACUUUAUAUGUGUCAGUGUCUGCUCUGAUUUCCAUUCAGUGUCGAGAAGACUUUAUGUGAAUAUCCAGAAAAGAGAGGCUUCACUUCAGAAUAUUGAGUCCUCUUGAUCCCAGAGGUACCUCUGCAGUACUGCUCACUGCACACUGCUCACUGCAGACAUCUGGACUGAUGGUUUAUUCCACUGGAAAUUCGUAUCUAUGCUGUGGAAUUUUCUAUGAUGUUAAAACAAAGACCUCUAUUUUUCAGUCUUAAGCGGAGACCUGUGAGAGCUCUGCUUUAUAUUUCUCCCUCUGCCUUGACAAACAUUGAACUUUGAUUGAAACCUGGUCGCCUGUGUCUCAGAUGUAUUUUGUAAAGACUGUCUGAGGUAUGGCACUGGUGACCCUAAUCACUUGUGGACUUCUUAAGAAUGUAUCACUUUCAUUGUUGAAAUCAAUGAUGUUGUCCCUCUUUUACUGCAAGAUAUUGAUACUGAACAGAAAAGGCAGGGAGAGUAUGACAAAUGAGCAGGAGCCAAAUGCUGGUUGCUUUUUAGCUGCAGUUUCAGGUUUCUGUACUACUACUAGGCCUUUCCAGCGUUUUUUCCCAUGCUGCCCUCACGCUUUCUUCUCAUAGAAGUUUAGUCAUAAACGGCUGCUACAUGCUAUGUGCCAUUAGAGAUGUCUCCAUACCGCCUCAAGUAAUUCCUGCCUAAUGAUCUGUUCCCUUACCUUUAAUCAGUUUACUCAUUCCUAGUUUUACAUCAUUUUUUUGUUACCACUUGCACCUUGUUAUGAAUUCAAAGCCUGUUGUCCCCAUUUGACUUAAAGUGAAAUAGUAUAGCUGCUAUUUGAAGAAAAUAACUUCAUAUCUGUAGAAUGUAUGUGCUUACUUGCUCUGUAAUGUACAGAAGUGUGUUUCAAACGCCUUAAUAAUUUUUCUUUGCUGUUGUAAAUAUCAUGGGCAGUUUCACUGAUCACAGUUGCGGUUUACAUGUGUGAAGAGAUUAGAUUUGUCUGUGUGUGUGGACACAGCUUUAAGAUGUGACAUGUGAUUGGUACAACCGACUGAGUUCCAGUGCACUACUGCGUCAGGAAUCUCUGUGAUUAUUAUGGCAGGGGGUUUAGAGAAAAGAACAUUUGUUUUUCAGUAACCUUAUUCCAGUGCAUUUACUUGUUUAUUUAAAUGAGAAUCUGUAAAGGUCUUGGUGCCAUUCAUUGCUUUGAUGUUUCUCACAAUGCAGCUGACAUAUUAUAGAGAAUGAAUUUCAGAGAGAGAAUUUCAAUUGUGUGUGUGUGUGUGUGUAAAGUAAGGCUGUGUCACAUUGACUGCCAACAUGGUUAUGGUUAAAUUAUCAGCCAGGAUCAAGGUUUUCGGUUGUGCACGCUGGGUUUUACUGGUGUGGUAAAGUUGCAAAAACUGCUGGGCAGAAGCCACGUCAAGAUCUUCUGAACUGUUUUGUCAGUGUUUUCUUUCCCAUUGCAUUUAUUCACUCUGUACAUUAUCAAACCCUUUCCAACAUGCUACAAUCAUUGCUGUACUUUUCACUGGGUUAGCACGCAGGUAACUACACUGGAUCACGGUCAUUGGAAAGUACAGUACUACUGAACCAGGUUGUCUGAUAAUGGCCCUCUCCUUGUGGUUUGAUUUUGAAGCUUCUUCCACAUCAAAGGCUGAAGUCAACAUAUACUGUUUGUAUAAAAGCAUUUGUCUAAUUUGAGAACUAUAUUUGUAUAUUUUGUCCUGAAAUAGAACCAUGGCAUUGUGGGGUUUGCUGAUCAAAUCCCUGUACAGCCUUCUGCUUAUAAGUUUUUGUGUUCCUGUGCCUGCAAUUAAUAAACGUCAAGCUCUUUAUCA